Molecule: messenger RNA, 1425 nt
Organism: Clonostachys byssicola
Lineage: Eukaryota; Fungi; Ascomycota; Sordariomycetes; Hypocreales; Bionectriaceae
Source: the annotation of a GenBank genome assembly
AUGCCUGCUCCAGGCGAUCAGCACCAAUCGUGGGAGAACCCAUUCGAAGAAACGAAGCCCAAGAUUUCAGCAUGGACGGCAAAGGAGAUCGCAUCGAUCUCCCAGAAACUCGAUAGACAACUAGGCCCGGAAUACAUCUCGGCACGGGCAGGCCCAGGUGGCCAGCGCGUCCACUAUCUGACGGCCGAGAAGGUCAUCUCCCUUGCGAACGAAGUGUUUGGCUUCAACGGGUGGUCGUCUUCUAUACAGCAGAUUCAAGUCGACUAUGCCGACGAGAACCCGCAGUCCCAGAAGGUAAAUGUUGGUCUGUCUGUUACCGUUCGCGUCACGCUCCGAGACGGGACCUACCAUGAAGAUGUCGGAUACGGAUCCAUUGAGAAUGCAAAGAACAAGGCUAUGGCGUUUGAAAAGGCCAAGAAGGAGGGUACCACAGACGGAUUGAAACGAGCACUACGAAGCUUUGGGAACGUCCUGGGAAACUGCAUCUAUGACAAGGAAUAUGUGAAGCAGGUGGUCAAGAUCAAGGCGGAGCCAGCCAGGAAGUUUGAUCAGAAUAAUCUGCACCGGCAUGCUGAUUUCGUCAAGAAGGAGGAGGUCAAGGAGCAAAAGGUUUCUAAUGUACCUCCUGCUCCAGAGGCCCUACCUAAUCUGCCUUGGUCUGACUCGUUUGAGGACCUAAUUGGAGAACUCGAUGAGGCCGACUUCUGUGUGCCGGAGGAGGAAGAGACCACGGCCCCAGCCCCAGAUCCGCCGGUGAAGCAUCAGCCCAAUCCCCCAAGGCCGAUGCCGCCUCGCCCACCACAAACACCCAACCAAGCUCAACCUCGAUAUAUUCCAUCGGCUGCAGGAAAUGGGGCGGCUGGUCAGGCUAAGCGCCCGAACCCCGUUCCUCAGAACCGACCCUUUGCGAAUGAACCAGCGCCGGCGGCUCCUAUAGCAGUUCCCGAGACUGUUGGCUUCUUUUCUGCAAAAGCCGUUAACCAAAUCACCGAUUCGAACAAUCCCGACAAUGCCCAGCUUGGUGCUCCACGUGGCCAACAAAUGUUCAACCCAAAGGCAGAGAGCCCAUCGAUCCGCAAAACGCCCGGAAUAGACCACACAUCAUCCAGGCCUUUAGCCAGGAGCGGGCAGCACGUUGCUCCUACCAGCAGUCAAGCGCAGUCGGGAAACACCAGUAGCUUUACCCCAGUUAGACCCUCAAUCCCAGGCAGUCAGGGCACCAGAGGGAACGUUAUUCAUCCCAAUCUGGACCAAACCCGCCGGAUCGGCGCACCGACCGUAUCGGCGAGCCCUCUUAGUAACAGGAACUCGUUCAAGCAACCCACCAUGAAGCGCCCUGCUCUGGCCGAUGUCCCAGCAAAUGCAAUUCCCAAGGUGGAACCUGGCACAGAUGGCCUGGAUACGAAGAGGCAGAAGAUGUCUUAG